AAUCAGCCCAGGAGAGUGAGGAUGAUGAUGCUCACGCCGAGCAGCUGGUCGAGGUAGCCGAAACACGAAAUGAGGAGCAGAAGACAGGGUUAAACGAAGUUGAGGAGACAGCCACGCAUGAAAACCGCGUCGAAGUCGAUAAGAGUGAAGAAGUCGCCGAGGAA
Molecule: messenger RNA, 164 nt
Organism: Perkinsus marinus ATCC 50983
Lineage: Eukaryota; Perkinsozoa; Perkinsida; Perkinsidae
Exons: 1
Source: RefSeq, a predicted model, not a curated record